This is a messenger RNA of Daldinia caldariorum, 1110 nucleotides long. RefSeq names its product ARP23 complex 20 kDa subunit. Lineage: Eukaryota; Fungi; Ascomycota; Sordariomycetes; Xylariales; Hypoxylaceae. The transcript is spliced from 5 exons. Gene Ontology annotation, molecular function: actin filament binding. The record is from RefSeq and is a predicted model, not a curated record. Gene Ontology annotation, cellular component: actin cytoskeleton; Arp2/3 protein complex. Bases 287 to 796 code for a protein of 169 amino acids. Gene Ontology annotation, biological process: Arp2/3 complex-mediated actin nucleation; actin filament polymerization.
CAUUGACGCCUGCAUGCCUAACGCGCCACAUAACACGUGCCUAUCUUAUCAAAUCGAUAAGCUCUAUCUAUGUACAUAAUCAUUAUCCCAAAGCUGUCACCUUACAUAAGACCUCAACUCUUACGUAUCUGAGCUAUACCGUACCUUUGCGCCCCGCAUUGCAACCUUAUAAAGGACGUUCGUAAUUAACUUAAAGGAACCGCUGUCAGGCCGGGGAUUGCUUCAUCCCCACAACCCAUUGUAGGACAUAACACCAGGUUAGGGGACUGAUCGCACUACACACACCAUGUCCCAAUCUCUCCGCCCCUACCUCCAAUGUGUGCGGAGCACUCUAACCGCCGCCCUCUGCCUUUCCAACUUCGCCUCCCAAACCUCCGAACGACACAAUGUUCCCGAAAUCGAAGCCCAGACUUCCCCUGAAGUCCUGCUCAACCCCUUAAUCAUCGCCCGUAAUGAGAACGAGAAAGUCCUGAUCGAACCCAGCAUCAACAGUGUGCGAAUCAGCAUCAAGAUCAAGCAGGCAGACGAGAUCGAGAAUAUCCUAGUCCAUAAGUUCACCCGAUUCUUGACCCAGCGCGCCGAAGCCUUCUUCAUCCUUAGGAGGAAACCCAUCAAGGGGUACGACAUUUCCUUCCUAAUAACAAACUUCCAUACCGAGGAGAUGUUGAAGCACAAGCUGGUCGACUUCAUCAUCCAAUUCAUGGAGGAAGUAGAUAAGGAAAUUUCGGAGAUGAAGCUGUUUUUGAACGCACGAGCAAGAUUCGUAGCCGAAUCUUUCCUAACACCUUUUGACUAAAAUAUUAUGUCCGCGGAUAGCUGGAUAUUCUCCCCAGUUAUAAAAUGAUGAAAAUAAACCAGACAUGAACCAUGAAGCGAAGAACCAACCUAUGGAGUCAAGAAUUGACAUACCCAGAGCAUAACUGGUUAAGGUCGCACGAAUAGACAGCGGGCUCUAGCAAUAUGCAUUACUUAGAUAUAAAAUGAUAGCAAACAUUGAUUUCAGGUUACCAUUUGAUCCAUCUAGCCACCCAGUAUCGAACCAAUGAAGCGAUUAGGCGAGAUUUUUGUACGACUGCUCUGCUCGAGACUGUAGUCUCAGAAAUAGUGCCC